CCCCGCAGCUAGCCUAGCUAAGAUAACAAUCUCAGUGACGUUUUGGUUUCGACAUUGUUGUUGUUGUCGUUUUUCAGCGAAUUCGUCCUUUAGUUUCACCCCGAAUCCGCUCCAGAUCCUCCGCGGUCCCGGUGUUUAACCUCCGUCGCGCUCUGGGGGUUCAGUGGAAACUGCAGCCAUGAAAUGGAUGUUUAAAGAAGAUCAUUCCCUGGAGCACCGGUGUGCGGAAUCGGCCAAGAUCCGAACCAAAUACCCAGACAGGGUUCCUGUGAUCGUGGAGAAGGUGUCAGGUUCCCAGAUCGUGGACAUUGAUAAGCGUAAGUACCUGGUGCCGUCGGACAUCACUGUGGCUCAGUUCAUGUGGAUCAUCAGAAAACGCAUCCAGCUGCCCUCCGAGAAAGCCAUCUUCCUGUUUGUGGACAAAACCGUCCCCCAGUCCAGUCUGACUAUGGGACAGCUGUAUGAGAAGGAGAAGGACGAGGACGGCUUCCUGUACGUGGCCUACAGUGGAGAGAACACGUUUGGAUAUUAAAGCCCCGCCCACUUCAGUUUUCUUCUGGAUGAGUGCAUGUGUGUGUGUGUGAGAGAGAGACAGAUUAAUAAUAAAUAAAUAAAGUGUGUGUAUGUGUGUGUGCGUGUUUCUGCUGUCCAAGUCUUAGCAUCGUUAGUGCAUCUGUAUGAGUGAGAUGAUGAUGAUGAUGAUGAUGUAAUCAGAGGUGCUGCCACGACGAUCUACAUUAUUAAUCAUUAAUUAAUAAAUAUUAAUCACUUUUAGACAUUUAAUUUUAUUGCCUCCUGUAUAAAUAGAUGAAUCUGUAUUUAAAGAGCGUGAUGUAAAGGGUGAGGUAGCUGGAAGACCGAACCAAUAAACACACACCAGUAACUGGUG
This is a messenger RNA of Clarias gariepinus (North African catfish), 889 nucleotides long. RefSeq names its product GABA(A) receptor-associated protein like 2 (gene gabarapl2). NCBI's taxonomy places the organism in Eukaryota, Metazoa, Chordata, Actinopteri, Siluriformes, Clariidae. Bases 179 to 532 code for a protein of 117 amino acids. Gene Ontology annotation, molecular function: ubiquitin protein ligase binding. The record is from RefSeq and is a predicted model, not a curated record. Gene Ontology annotation, cellular component: cytosol; autophagosome; autophagosome membrane. Gene Ontology annotation, biological process: macroautophagy; autophagy of mitochondrion; cellular response to nitrogen starvation. The transcript is spliced from 4 exons.